This is a messenger RNA of Perca flavescens (yellow perch), 1730 nucleotides long. RefSeq lists its product as uncharacterized. The coding region runs from base 326 to 1036 and encodes 236 amino acids. The record is from RefSeq and is a predicted model, not a curated record. Lineage: Eukaryota; Metazoa; Chordata; Actinopteri; Perciformes; Percidae. The transcript is spliced from 6 exons.
GCUCUGACCUAGUUAUGCUGGAUCUGUGAGGGAGAGCCAUAGAAUAAAAUGGGGAUGUGCCAGCUAUAGGUUAACCAAUCAGAAGCGAGACGGAUGUACAUUUAAAAAAAAAGUUUGUCAGAGCGAAACAGUCCGAGGAAGUACGCAGUAGCCUACAAGGAGAGAAGUGAAAGUUUUGGCUCUUGGAUGUAUCAUUAGUGCGCAGGUUACGCUUAAAUGGCUAUGGCUUAACACUAUCCUUGCUAUUUAUAACUCUGGAGACUUUUGUCCUUCCUUGACGGUUGAACAUUGUUCGGUUUUAAGUCGACAGCAAGUGACGCUUGAAAUGCAUUUUCUUGGUAUUUUUGGGCUAAUUUUAUGGGACCUAUCACUGGGGUGUCCUGUUCCAAUAGAUACCAUCAUAGUGCAGGUCCAGCAGUGGGGAGUGGUGGGUGCUCAGCAGGUCGUGGAGCAGGUCCUUCUCAAUGGAGUCUCUCUAACUGGCAAAAACCAGGAAGUUGACAGUAUUAUCCAAACCAUGUCAGCUGAUGCAAUGCUUCCAACUCUUAUCGAUGUCAACCAGACGUCCGUCCUAAGAAACCACACUGUCCUUCGUUCUCGUGAAUGCAUACUGGAGGGGUCUCAACUGCACUGGACCGACCGUGUGUUCUAUGAUGGGAAGGUCUAUCUGACUCUGGACCACUCUGACACGUGGACAGCCCACGUACCGGAAGCAUUGGCCUUAAAAGUGCUGUGGGACCAGGAAAAGCAGCGCAUAAAGACGGCGAGGACCCCCCUUCAGGAGGGAUGCAUCAAGCUGAUGAGAGAACUGAUGCUUUCUGUGGAGCAGUCAGUUCCAGGAAUUCCUUCGCCUCAAUUUCUGAUCCCAAUCUUGGUGCUCCUGGCGUUUACAGGACUUAUCGUAAUCAGCCUCCUCCUCUUCAAAAACCAGGGUUUGAGACACCCUGGAGGUGUUGUUGGCUCGAUUAUACAUUACCCUAAAGACAUGACUGAAACAGCUCCAGACAUUGAAGCCAGUGGUUACCGUACCUUGUAAUUCAAAGCUCCAGCUGAUGAGCAGGGUCACGUUUGAGCUUUCUACUUCAAUUUUACUGUUGAAUGUCCACUUACUGAUUUAACACUUGGACAGUGUUGCUCCAUGAAUGAAACCAAAACCUUUGCUAAAAUACCAACAGCCCACUGUCUGAAACUCAUAUGGUAUGGAUUCCAGACCACAUUAUUUUGUGCACUUUAAUAUAUGUAUCACACUUUACACUGGUUCUUCUUUUGUUGCAUAGAAUUUUCUUAUUUUUGCAUAUAUAAAUACGCACACAUACACAAAGAAAUGUAAACAUGAUUGCUGUCUUUUAAUAUUUUCUGGGUUAAGCUAUUCAGGGAACACUAAUAUAAAAAUAAAUACAAUGACAAUGUUCUAUUUCAAGCAUGUACAGUAUCUAAUGCAAGUCAAGACAGAGAAUGUCACAAAUUGUCUUAAAGUCUGUAGAUAAGGCCCUGCUUAAAGGGUUUUGUUUUGCCAGUGAUAGACCAAUCACACUGAACUCUGCCAAACACUGGAUGGACUACUGUAAGUGUGUCCAGUUAUCCAAAGGGUCGGAUUGUGUGGUUUGGUUUGAGAUACCAUCCUUAUGGUUUUACUAUUUCUUUGUGAUACUGUUACAUUGUUGGGACGGUCUACGUUUUCCCUGUUCAUGUAAACUUUAAGAAAUUGAAUUAAAGAUUAUUUUAUGGAA